UGUCGUCAAAAUAUGUUUUGUUCACACUUCACAGUGACCUGAAAACACACCUCCGACGUGAAAGGAGAGAGAGAGAGGCAAUGGCGGCAAAUUCAGCUUCCGCCGCAGAGAGCGACGCAAUGGAAGCUCAAGCUCCGCUGCUAGUCGACGCCGUCAAGGGAUGCGUCGACUUCAAAGGCCGCCACGUUCUCCACUCCAAAUCCGGCUGCUGGAAAUCCGCUUCCUUCAUCAUCGGCGUGGAAAUGGCGGAGAGGUUUGCUUACUACGGAAUCAGCUCGAACAUGGUUACGUAUCUCACCGGUCCGCUCCGCCAAUCCACGGCCGCCGCCGCGGCGAACGUCAACGCCUGGGCAGGAACCACGGCGCUCAUGCCGCUGCUUGGCGCUCUCGUCGCCGAUUCAUUUCUCGGAAGGUUUUGGACGAUUAUCGCCGCCUCUCUCCUCUACAUCCUGGGAUUAGGUUCGCUCUCUGUAUCAGCAGCCCUCAAUCCGUCCGAUUCGUCGUCAAUUGAUGUGAUCUUCUUCUUCUUCGCCUUGUAUUUAAUCGCGUUUGCAGUAGGCGGCCACAAGCCUUGCUUGCAGGCGUUCGGAGCUGACCAAUUUGACGAUGAGAACGAGAAGGAGCUCCGAUCGAAGAGCUCAUUCUUCAAUUGGUGGAUUUUUUGCUUGUGUAUUAGCACUUUGGUAGGCUUAUUGGCCUUGACCUACAUUGAGGAGAAUCUGAGUUGGGCGCUAGGGUUUGGAAUCCCCUGCAUUGUCAUGUGUUUUGCCCUGUUUGUGUUUGUGCUUGGGAUUGGCACAUACAGAUUCCGUGUGCAGAGUGAUCGGAGGAGGAAUCCGUUUGUGCGAAUCGCUCGUGUUUUCGUGAGACGUGCUGCCUCCCCGGAACGUGUUGCUAUUGAGGAGGAGGGAACUCACUUUAGAUUUCUUGAUCAAGCUUCACUAGAGAGUCAUGGUGAGGAAGUUUGCAGAGUGAAUGAUGUUGAAGAUGCAAAGGCAAUCCUGAAGCUUCUCCCAAUAUGCUUGGCAUGUGUUCCUUUCGCCGCGGUAUAUCAACAAACCACAACUCUGUUCACCAAGCAAGGAGUCACGAUGGACCGACACAUAACCAGCAGUUUCCAGGUCCCAGCUGCCGCCCUUCAGGCCUUCACAGCCGGCUCCAUCAUCCUCUUCGUCCCACUCUACGAAUGCGCACUGCUCCCCCUAGCCAGAGCCAUUAGCCACAAACCAACCGGCAUAUCGCUCCUCCAAAGGAUAGGAGCCGGCCUAGUCUCUGGCAUAGUUUGUAUGGUCGUUGCAGGCGUUAUUGAGAGGAAACGCUUGGAGACUGCUCUUGAACACGGGCUGGCAGACUUGCCUGGGGAGACUGUGCCAAUGAGCGCGUGGUGGCUGAUUCCUCAGUACUUGGUUAUGGGUGUUGCGGAUGUGCUGACCUUCGUUGGCCUUCAAGAAUUCUUGUACGAUCAAGUCCCCCGUGAGCUGAAAAGUAUGGGACUUGCUCUGUCGUUUGCUGUGGUCGGGAUUGGUGGUUUCUUGAGCAGUUUCUUGGUGUUCGUCGUGGAUAAGGCCACGGGUGGAGACGGCCGUGAUAGUUGGUUGUCGGAUAACUUAAACCGGGGCCAUCUUGACUACUUCUAUUGGGUGUUGGCAGGGCUUAAUGCACUGUCUCUAGUAUGCUAUAUCUACUUUGCUAAGUCUUAUGUUUAGGGUGAGUUUGGUAUAACGGAAUUCGAAUUUUUUAAUAAUUGCACAUUUAUGUAUUGACUAUUGAAGUUUAAUUUAUAUUAUUCUAAUUCGAUUCCAAA
Salvia hispanica is the source of this 1804-nucleotide messenger RNA. RefSeq names its product protein NRT1/ PTR FAMILY 5.10-like. Gene Ontology annotation, cellular component: membrane. The record is from RefSeq and is a predicted model, not a curated record. NCBI's taxonomy places the organism in Eukaryota, Viridiplantae, Streptophyta, Magnoliopsida, Lamiales, Lamiaceae. Gene Ontology annotation, biological process: transmembrane transport; oligopeptide transport. Gene Ontology annotation, molecular function: transmembrane transporter activity.